Messenger RNA from Colletotrichum orchidophilum, 1095 nucleotides. Its product is annotated as cell differentiation family protein. The record is from RefSeq and is a predicted model, not a curated record. Bases 1 to 1095 code for a protein of 364 amino acids. The transcript has 4 exons. Gene Ontology annotation, cellular component: CCR4-NOT core complex; CCR4-NOT complex; P-body. Gene Ontology annotation, biological process: negative regulation of translation; mRNA catabolic process. Lineage: Eukaryota; Fungi; Ascomycota; Sordariomycetes; Glomerellales; Glomerellaceae.
AUGAUGCCCGCUCAGCACGUUUACGGACAUCAUCAGUUUAAUCCACAGACUGACUCGGCAUGGAUGCACCAGCAGUCUAAUCAACACCACCAUGCUCAGCAAGCUGCUGCCGCCGCUGCCUCCGCCGUGCAGCAGCAGCAGCAGCAGCAACAGCAGCAACACUACAACAGACUGGCUAGUGGGCAUUCUGUGGUUCCGUCUCUUAGCAAUGCGCAUACCCCGGAUGGCGGCCACGACAACAUAUCAGAGGACAAUCGACGAACAAUGGCUUAUAUUGCCGACCUGCUGAGCGAGAGCACUCGCGAGGCUGCUCUUCUAGAGCUGAGCAAGAAGCGGGAACAGGUUCCCGAGCUUGCUCUCAUUCUGUGGCAUUCUUUCGGAGUCAUGACAUCGCUGCUGCAGGAGAUUAUUUCGGUCUACACUCUUCUGAACCCUUCACAACUCACGGCUGCGGCUUCCAACCGGGUAUGCAACGCGCUAGCACUUCUUCAGUGCGUUGCCUCUCACAACGACACGCGCACGCUGUUUCUGAACGCCCAUAUCCCUCUGUUCCUCUAUCCCUUCCUCAACACGACAUCGAAAUCGAGGCCCUUUGAGUACCUACGCCUAACGUCGCUGGGCGUUAUUGGCGCCCUCGUUAAGAAUGACUCUUCUGAGGUUAUCAACUUUUUGCUCACCACUGAGAUUAUUCCUCUUUGCCUGCGCAUAAUGGAAACAGGCUCGGAGUUGAGCAAGACUGUGGCAAUUUUUAUUGUACAAAAGAUCUUGCUGGAUGACAAUGGGCUCAACUACAUCUGCGCUACGUACGAACGCUUCUACGCAGUGGGCACCGUCCUCAGCAACAUGGUCGCUCAACUUGUCGAGCAGCAAACCGCACGUCUGCUCAAGCACGUCGUCAGAUGCUUCCUUCGGUUGAGCGAUAAUGCGCGAGCGCGCGAGGCUCUACGCCAAUGCCUUCCGGAGCCCCUCCGAGACGCGACCUUUUCCUCCGUCCUCAGAGACGACGCUGCGACAAAGAGAUGCUUAGCACAGCUCCUGAUUAAUCUUUCGGACAAUGUCGUUGAACCGACCCAAGGGGGACACCCCGGUCUUUGA